Letharia lupina is the source of this 429-nucleotide messenger RNA. RefSeq lists its product as uncharacterized. Lineage: Eukaryota; Fungi; Ascomycota; Lecanoromycetes; Lecanorales; Parmeliaceae. The transcript is spliced from 2 exons. The record is from RefSeq and is a predicted model, not a curated record. Bases 1 to 429 code for a protein of 142 amino acids.
AUGUUCAAUCAUAUCGUUAAGGUCAUGUUGAAAGAUGACAAAACCUACGCUAUCGACAUUACAGGUCCACAGUACGGUCACUGUGAUCCUGUCGUCCCAUGGGAUCUCUACGCCCAAUCUCGUAUCAGAGAGGUAGUCACGGCAUGUCCUCUACGUGACGUCGAAGAAAGUCAGAAGGCGGCGGGCAGUAAGGCGGGCGGAGUUGGUCCCCAUAAGACUUUUGAAGAGCUAUUUGCAGAAGUCUUUGUUGCUGCCGCCAAGUCGUGGCAGAUGCAGGAGGAGUCCUUCAAGAGGAAGCAGGCUAGUUUGGUGGACUUUCUUGAUGAGGAGGUAGCGAGGAAGAAGAAGGCUACGGCAGUUGAAGAACUGCCGGCUGGUGCUAACAGUGAAGGAUUCAAUCAUGAGAGUGACAGUCCAGACAUUCAAUAA